Propithecus coquereli (Coquerel's sifaka) is the source of this 1428-nucleotide messenger RNA. RefSeq names its product protease, serine, 50 (gene PRSS50). Lineage: Eukaryota; Metazoa; Chordata; Mammalia; Primates; Indriidae. The record is from RefSeq and is a predicted model, not a curated record. Gene Ontology annotation, biological process: proteolysis. Gene Ontology annotation, molecular function: serine-type endopeptidase activity. The transcript is spliced from 7 exons. Bases 1 to 1428 code for a protein of 475 amino acids.
AUGGGAGUUGUGAGCUGGAGCUUUAGCUGCAGCCGGCGCCAGUUCCCAGGCAUCUACACCAGUACCUCCUACUUCACCCACUGGAUCAGGACUCAGAUCGCUGACAUGAGGUUCCUCAGUAGGGCUGGCCCUGCCUUCCUGAGCCCCAUCUUCCUCACUGGCUACAUCCUGCUGGUCUCCUUGGGCUCCCUGUGGCUCCUAGGCCACUGCGUGGGGCCAAGCGGGGGCGCCAUCCGGGGCGCGCACCAGGGCGCGGUGGAGAGGCGCAAUCGCGGCCACCGCGGGAUGGAGCCCAGGUGCGGGACACGGGCCCGCGGGCAGCGCCCACGGACGUCUGCCGCCAUCCACACCCGCGCCCUUUUGUUGCUGCUGCUGCUGCUGUUGCUGCGGCCCGCUGGUUGCUUAGGCUCAGAGCAAGCUCCAGGGGCUCUGUCCGCAGCCGCCCCGGCCGACCCCGGGGUCCUCUGCUCUCCCAAGGCCAGCUGUCCCUCAGACCUGCCUCGCCUUGCUCAGGAGUCCCCGACCACGACCACCGUCCCGACGCAGUCCUCUGUUUCUGAACCCGUCUUACACCCCUCCUGUGGCUUCUCCUACGAGUCAGACCCCACCCUCAGGUACCCAGAGGCUAUGGCUCGGCGGUGGCCAUGGAUGGUCAGUGUGCGGGCCAAUGGCACACAUAUCUGCGCAGGCACCAUCAUUGCCUCCCAGUGGGUGCUGACUGUGGCCCACUGCCUGAUCCAGCAUGAUGUUUUCUAUUCAGUGAGGGUGGGGAGUCCAUGGAUUGACCAGGUGACGCAGACUACCUCCGACGUCCCAGUGCUCCAGGUCAUUGUGAACAGCAGGUACCGGGCGCGGCGGUACUGGUCCUGGGUUGGCCGGGACAACAACAUCGGCCUCCUCAAGCUCGAGCAGAUGCUCCAGUACAACAAUUAUGUCUGGCCCAUCUGCCUGCCUGGCUUGGACUAUGUGCUAAAGGACGAUUCCCUCUGCACUGUGACGGGCUGGGGACUUCCCAAGGCUGAUGGCGUGUGGCCCCAGUUCCGGACCAUUCAGGAGAAGGAGGUCACCAUCCUGAACAGCAAGGAGUGUGACGACUUCUACCACAGGUUCUCCAAAAUCCCUUCCCUGGUUCAGAUCAUCACCUCCAAGAUGAUUUGUGCAAAGGACGUCAGCAGGGAAGAGUUCUGCUAUGAGGUAUCUGGGGAGCCUUUGGUCUGCUCCAUGGAGGGCACGUGGUACCUGGUGGGAAUGGUCAGCUGGGGCGCAGGCUGCAAGAAGAGCCAGGCCCCGCCCAUCUACCUGUACAUCUCCUCCUAUCAACACUGGAUCUGGGACCGUCUCAACGGGCAGCCCCUGGCCAUGCUGGCCCCAUCCAGGGCCCUGCUCCUGGCGCUACCACUGCCCCUCAGCCUCCUUGCUGCUCUCUGA